AUCUAGUUGAGUCACAGUGCGAGCUGAGCGGUUGUGCGGAAAGGAUGUUGGUGCGCUUUGCUGCGUAGCGGCGCGUCUGUGUUCCUUAGUGUUCCAUAUAUGGUGCUUGUGGUAUUUGCAAGCCGGGACGCAGUGUUGGAAGCUCUCUAACUUGUGUCAAGUUCAAAAUCUUCGGAGGCAUGAGCUCGGCGGUCGAGGGCGCUGCCGUGAACGGCGUGGGCAGUAACGGCGGUCCAGCUCUCGACGACGAGGAGGUCCGCCUCAUGACGGAGGAGGAGCUCGAGAAGGGCAAGAUGCGGCCUCCAGACAUCGAUCAGGAUAUGAAGGAGAUGGAGCGGCGCAAACGUGUAGAGGCCAUCAUGAACUCGGUGGCGUUCAGGGAAGAGCUUGAGAAGAUCGUCGAGUCGCAGCUGUCAGAGGGAUACUCGGGAGUACAGGCGCUGCAGAACAUCUCUGAGCUCAUCGGCAUACCAGGCAGCAGAGGCGGCAUGUUCAGACAUACGCAGAGUCUGUGCCCCAUCAACGAUUUACGAGGCUUGGAAGGCCUGAAUUUUGCCAAGGGAGAGAAACUGUUGAGGUGCAAGCUAGCGGCUCUCUACAGACUCAUUGACAUGUACGGCUGGUCGCAAAACAUCUACAACCACUGCUCGGCUCGAGUGAGUCAAGACCAGGAACACUUCUUGCUGAACCCCUUCGGUCUGCUGUACAGCGAGGUCACUGCUUCUACCUUGGUCAAAGUAGAUAUGCAAGGGCAAGUAGUUGACCCUGGCUCUACUAACUUUGGUGUGAACGUCGCGGGUUUCAUGCUUCACUCUGCACUGCACGCAUCACGUCCUGACCUACGCUGCAUCUUGCACAUACACACGCCCUCCGUCGUUGCCGUGUCCGCCAUGAAGCAAGGGCUGCUGCCCCUGUCUCAAGAGUCUCUCCUCUUCGGUGAUGUCUCCUACCACACCUAUCAAGGCAUCUUCGUCAACCCUGAAGAAAAGGAACAGCUUGUGAGAGACAUGGGGCCCAUCAACAAGGUAAUGAUGCUUCGUAACCACGGUGCCGUGUGCUGCGGUGAAUCCAUCGAGGAGGCCUGGUACAACCUCUACCAUCUCGUGCUUGCAUGUGAAAAUCAGAUGAAGCUAGUUCCUGUUGGCCUGGACAAUCUGAUCCUUGUGAGCGACGACGUGAGACAGCUCGCUUACGACACCGCCAGAGUGGGCUUUGGUGGCGUCGACAGCAAAAGUGAGGGAGGCGCCGCUGGUCAAGGCCCGAAAACUCGCAAAUUCAAGACUGGAGAGAUGGAAUUUGAGGCGCUCAUGCGUUCUCUUGACAACGCAGGCAUGCGUACGGGUUACAUCUACCGCAACCCUCUUGUGAAGCAAUCGAGCUGCAGCGUACAGAGCGACGUCGCCUUGCCACCCACAGCCUCCAACUACGGCCAGCUCUACGAUGAGGACGGUCUCAGGAGCCCACUGCGCCGCCUGCUGGACGGCAAGCGCGUCAACGACAAGUCUCGCUGGCUCAACUCCCCCAACGUCUACCAGAAGGUCGAGAUCCUCGAGACCGGCUCGUCUGAUCCUAAGAAGAUCACCAAGUGGGUUGCCGAUGGCUCUCCGACUCACUCGAAUGCUGUCAAGCUCGACGCCAGCUUGCAGUUUGUUCCUAAGGACACCGACCCCAAGGAGUUCAAAAAAAUACAGAAAGCGAUCAAAGAGAACCGCCGCAUCGGUAACUUGAGUGCGGGCCCGACAAGUCACCUGCUGGAAGGCGUGACAUGGGAUGAGGUGCGUCGUAUGCAAGACGCAACCAUCAGCAACGCUGCUGACCACACGGUGCUCGUGGGCGCCGCUAGCAAAGGCAUCAUCCAGAGGGACUUCCAACACAACGCCGUCGUCUACAAAACUCCUUAUGCUAAGAAUCCCUUCGAUGCAAUUUCUGAUCAAGAGCUUGACGACUACAAACUCCUCGUCGAAAGGAAGCAGCGUGGCGAGCCUAUCGAGGAGAUUGAAGUGGAGAAACUUCACAUCAGUCCUGAGCGAGCAGAGCGCGGUAUCGUCGGGGAUAUGGGCGACGGUUUCGAUGCUACCAGUCCGCUGAGUCCGCUCUCCGACACUGACGGCCAACGAAUUUCAUCGACACGAAGGACGGAUGGAACGCAGCUCGUGGUUCACACUCAAGUAGCUCCGCGUGCAGGCAUAGCACAUCCAGUGUGUAUCAACGAUGUACCUAACGCUUCUGUAAAUGGCACUAUUGCUCCUACUGACGGCUCUGUGGCUAACUACAACGUAGCUGACGAAGCUGUCCCGAUCCUUAGGAAGGAUCGUAUGCGUUAUGACGCUCAUGGUACCGCCAGCGAUCAUGAAAUAAUCACUAAAAAUGAUACUGCACGCAUGCGACCUGCGUCACUUGAGCUUACAGAAGGUGCAGCAAGCGCUGCCCUUGUAAAGUCUGCUAGGAAGCAGAACUUCCGUCGCUCGUGGACGAUGCCACGCAAGACGAACCGAGAAACUGCUGCUAAUGGAGAAGACACUGAAGCUCACCACAGUGCGCUGUCGCAGAGCAGUAAAGAGGGGUCACCGACGAAAGACACUUAGAAGAAAAAGAAGAAGAAGGGACUUCGCACUCCCAGUUUCCUCAAGAUGAAGAAAGACAAGAAGAGAGAAAAAGAAGCCUUGCAUCAGUAGUGAUGACGGAAGAGCCUUUCCGCCAUUUUGUUGCCUCUUGCUCGUGAUUUCACGGGCGAACACAUGUCAUCGAGUUGUAAAUACACUGACGUACAUGGCACUAGGAGCACCACUACUUCUUCUGGUACGCAGCACCUCUACAGACAAGCUCGGUUCAGCGUGCGACUUCGCCUGCCCUCAGCACUCAGCAUCACGUGCAUUUCUUCAAGUUGAAAACAAGAUGAAUGAUUGUUGUACGGUUGAUUUUGAUUCUAUCUUGAGUGACGUUGCUUUCUCUUACUUCAAUCGACUGGGUUUUAUUAAUAUAUCUUCAAUAGUGAAAUGUUUCAUAUAAAGUUUAAUUCAUUGUGUCUCGUCUUGCUACGACGUGACUAGUAAAUUAGCUUAUUGAUUCUGAGCGCUGAUUUAGUUAACUCUAACAGUUUCAAUGAAUAUAUUUUACUGUAUCGAGAAACGAUCCCCUCUUGCAAUUGGCUACAAAAAGUGCUUUAUUUGUGCUCCUCUAUUCCGAGUUUUCAAACCCAUCCUUGUCUGAUAUUUAAACUUGAAAAUAUAUUCAUUCACACCGAACUACAUUCAUCGCCAAGAGUUUGAAACGUUCAUAUUUUAUGUUUUUAUUUCAAAAUUCAAAUUUAAGUGCGGAAUUUCAUUAUUGCUGUUAUUUUCUAGUAAUUUUAUCGCGCCAGAGGAUAAAUAUGACUGAAAUUUAUAUCUAUACCAUUUGAAAUGAAAUUUCAUAAUUAUCGAAAAGGAUGAUGAUCUUUCGACCAUCAUUACUCAUGCCCAUAGUUUGCUACGGUUUUAUGUCUUUAGAGAGACGAUGUUACACUCCUCACACCGCUAUUAUAUCUACUGAGUGAGUGCUUGUCGAUUAAUAAAACGUUCUAUUUCCCAUCAUUAAGCUCAUGGUAAUUAACAUGACUAAUGCUGGAGAAGAUUUACUUGAACCUUUUACUCGCGUAGCGCAGGUAAUACUUGACCGUGUAUUCUGAUCUAGCGCUCUGGCAAUGAACUUAUUUUUUGACAAUAAUUAUUUUCGUGAGUUAUUUUAUCCAAGAUGAAUAAUAAAUAUUUAUCGGUUAAUAUUUUGAUGCGCGUUAACUGCGUGCCAUUUUUGAUAGGGAAAUUUGCAUUUCGUUUGCAUGAAGAAUAUACUGUUAUAAUAAAUAUUUAUUUGCAUUUAUCGAGUCACUUAUAAAUUUUCAUUUCCUCUAUUGCCUAUCCUAUGCUUUAUAACGUAUCUGAUUUAUACCUUUUGAAAGAUGAAAUUACUCCUUGUUUUACGACGUGUUCAUUGCGCAACAAUUCGUCAGCUGAACAAGAUUCUUGCAAAUGGAGCUGGUUAUUUUGAAUGCUGGAGAACCCAUGCGGUUGACGAAUGAUGGCGCCAGGUUUGUUGGUGUACAGUUUGGUCUUUAUGAUGGGUCUCGUGCGACGUAUGGUAUCUCUCUUCAUUUCGUUCAACAAUGAGUGAGCAACCCUGUUUUACUUGCAACUUGAUAUCAAUUUUAUCACAAUUCAGCGAGAAUUUCACCAAUUUCAAAUAUGUGUUGUCUCCCAAUAUAUUAAUGCGCGAAUUUACCCUGUCUUAAAUUGUCUCUAUCCACUGGUAAUGCAUUCGUUAACUAUUAUAAAUAAUUAGAAAUGCCCUGUAGUGCCUAUUGUUCUGUCGAAUUCUGAAUUGACUUCUAGUGGCUUGAUGUGAGUGUUCAAGUUUCAUUGAAUCAUAUAGAGCCACUCUUGUCUGCAACUACUGAACCUUUCUGGCAGCUUUUCAGUUGAUUAUUGCUAAUUAUUUGCAUAAUAAUAUUUACUUGACAUAUUUAUAAAUUGUUCUUUUGAGUUCAUUUUUUAAGUUGUAAUUCCUUUAUACUGCGAUGGGUUUUACUAAAUUCGAUUAGUUUCAUUUUUGCCUGUGAACUAUUUCAGCAAUUGUUUUGGUUAUCUUCAAUUUGUAAAUUAUGAUUUCAUUUCUAAUGAAUUCUUCGUGGAAUGUUUGAGUUUAUCGUAAAAUCCAUUACGUAUAAGUGACCAUGUUGCAGCCAAUGCUGAGUUCAUGAACACUGGUUUACGAGGGGGUUGUACAUUUGGUUAAGCCAACUCCUAAUUGUUUUCAAUUCAACGGGUGAGCUCUGCUCACCAAAUAUCGAAAAAAUCCUUUCAAUUUGAAGUCGACUAUACGUUGUUAUGUACUAUGUAGCUAUUAUACUUUAUUACUACAUCAUGUCUGAUACUCAUGAAUAGCUUCCAUGUGUUUUACUCGCGUUAAUAUGUAUUAAAUCGAUUUUAAAUACAUAGAAAAGCGUGAAUAACAAGAGAACAGCAUCGCAUUUUAUAUAUUGGUGUAACGAUACAAUGAUGUGCGAGAAAAUUAAUUACGCUGAUGACACUGCCAUGUUUGCAUUCGGUUGGAUGCGAUGUUAUAAGGUAGGCAUGUAACUAUCUGCGAUGUUUCUUCCUAAUAUUCUAGCAUCUAUAUUCUACAUUGCGUGUGUGCAUAGUUCACUAUUCCGUGUAGGCAGCUUUAAAUUUCAUAUUUUGUUAUAAAGCAAUUAGGAGACUGGAAACUUAUUUAUAGAUCGCGUGCUCAUAAGAUAUUUAGUGUUUGGAAUGAAGGUUUUGCGCCCAUCUUAUAAAAAUGAAGUUUGCUGGCGCGUUUAUUUCAAUUACGGUUACUGUGUAGGCUUCAAUAGCUUCUUCAGUGCUUUUUUACUCUAUACCUAUCGUCCCUAUCGUCUUUGAACUGUGAUUGUACUAUGAUGAUAUUUUUCUCACUACCGUUUUUUAGCUGGGUUCGGUACGCUUCUAUGCCUUCUGUUAUUUGUCACUUACUUUUGAGGAACUGCAUUGAUCGCCCCAGAUGUUGCUUGCUUGGUAAUAAACCCCUCAACUGUUGCAUAUUGUACAGAACGCGACAGAGUUUUCUAUUAAAUUUGUUCGCUUUCGUUACGACUUGAAUCGAAAGAGAGGUUGAAUGUGAGCUGAGUGAGAUACCAAUCAUGGACAACUAAACCUUGAAGCAAGUUGUUAAGUGUGGAGGGAACAAACGCUUGUGUAUUCGUGAUGUUGAAACAUAGCUGCUUUUGUUUUUCAUAUGAGGUGGUAUAAAUAUAUGAAGGAAGUGCUUAUAGGUAAUAUGCUGUGAAGUUUCGAAUCGAGCCUGCCCAAUCGAGGAUUCAAAACUAUUAUCGUUCUUACUUAUCGCCUUUAGUCCGUGAAUUCUGUUCCAGCGUCAUGUCUGUCAGAGUUGACCCUGGAAGUAGAAUUCAACAUUCUUCGAUUCUACCCAAAAUGUGGCCUUUGAUUAGGCUCGCAGGUGUGUAACGCUUGUAAUAAUUUAUCCCGUAUAUUCAGGCAAAUUUUUUCAUUCGAUUUUCAACAUUCUGUCGCAAUUUUAACUCCUUGUGGCCAGAAAUCAGAAAUGACGGUGCAAUGUAUCAUUUAUAAUUAUUCUGUCCUCUUCCUAACCCAUACUACACUGCCAACAACAGAUUUACAAUCAUAGUCACAGCGCAGAGCUGGCGAACUGCACAGCUUACGUUGUCUCCUCGUAGUUCUGAAACCCUAUUCUUGUGGCUCUGUUUUCUUUUCGUAAGAAACUGUUGUUGGUCUACGGAAGCAGUUCUUUCUUCUAUGCUGGUCAACACGAUUUCUUUAUUACAAAUGCACUCGUCAGUUUCUGUAUUGGGAAUAUUGAUGUUGACAACAAUACUCGGGGCAGUUUAGCCCUUUCUUAUUUUAUCAGUAGUGCACUCGCGUUCAAUAAUCAAAUCUUUGCUGCGAUGAUUGUUCCGUGAAUCGUAGUAUUCAAGGCUCAUUAUUAGUCCUAUCUAUAAAGUGGAAAUUGUGGCAGCUGAACUAAGCUCUUUUUUUAAAUAAAAUUAUCUGGAACGA
Hyalella azteca is the source of this 6569-nucleotide messenger RNA. It is a transcript of the gene hts, whose product is annotated as protein hu-li tai shao. Lineage: Eukaryota; Metazoa; Arthropoda; Malacostraca; Amphipoda; Hyalellidae. Gene Ontology annotation, cellular component: postsynaptic density; plasma membrane; cytoskeleton. Gene Ontology annotation, molecular function: actin filament binding. The record is from RefSeq and is a predicted model, not a curated record.